Molecule: messenger RNA, 1461 nt
Organism: Penaeus indicus
Lineage: Eukaryota; Metazoa; Arthropoda; Malacostraca; Decapoda; Penaeidae
Product: visual pigment-like receptor peropsin
Exons: 11
Biological process (GO): phototransduction; G protein-coupled receptor signaling pathway; cellular response to light stimulus
Cellular component (GO): plasma membrane; photoreceptor outer segment
Molecular function (GO): G protein-coupled photoreceptor activity
Source: RefSeq, a predicted model, not a curated record
AUGUCGAGCCUGCGAGCUCAUGGAUAUAAUUCUGCCAAGAUUCGUAAAAUGUUUCAAAAGCAUUUAUAUCAAAAGGAUAAGCUGCCUAUUAUAUGUCAUACUAUCGGCGGCAACAAUUUUAUCCCAGUGACACAAUGCCAAUGUUUCGAAUAUGUCACUGUCAGUAAACUCUUUUUGUUGGGAAACAUGAACGAGGCCAGGGGUGACGCGGUGGAUCUUUACUCUGCCGAACACCAGAUGGCUCUGCUCAAUGGCUCAGGACACGAACCAAAACCGUGGGAACCCGUGUCUCCCAGCCAGCACACCUACGUAGGCAUCUACCUCAUUUUUAUGGGAGUGCUCGGGACCUUCGACAACGCUCUGGUGGUCGCCAUGUUCAUCAAGUUCCGAGUGCUGCUUACCCCGUCCAAUCUUCUGCUGCUGAACCUGUGCAUAACCGACCUCGGCAUCUGUCUGCUGGGUGGCUUUGCCUUCAGUGGCGUGUCUUCCCUGGCUGGAAGAUGGCUGUAUGGAGAUUUCGGGUGCCAAUACUACGCUUUCAUGGGUUUCCUCAUGGGUGUUGCCAACCUCACGACUCUCCUCAUGAUUGCCCUGGACCGCUACCUCGUCACCUGCCGGCAUGACCUACGUGAGUAUUAGGAGGAGGAACCUGGAGGAAAACUGACCUACCGCCGUUACUACCAGAUGAUCGCCUUCAUCUGGGUGUGGGCGCUGUUCUGGGCCGUCUGCCCGCUGCUCGGCUGGGCAAGCUACGGCUACGAGCCCUCCGUCACGACCUGCACCAUCAACUGGCAGCAGAACGACACCAGCUACAAGUGGUACAUCAUGACGAUGACUGUGCUGGCGUAUUUCGUCCCGCUCUGCCUCAUGUGUUCCUGUUACUACCAAGCCGCCAAGUUCCUUCACCGGGCGCACGAGACAGGAGAUGCUGUGUACUCGUACGACUGGGCCAGCGAGAGGAAUGUGACGAAGAUGGGUGGCGUUCUGGUGAUGACUUACCUAUUCUGCUGGUCUGCCUAUGCCGUGGUCUGCGUGUGGACAGUGUUUCGUCAUCCCUAUACUGUCCCUCUCGUUCUUACUCUUCUGCCUCCCCUCAUGGCUAAGGCGUCGCCCGUGCUCAACCCGAUCAUCUACUUCUACUCCCACCCGCGCCUGAAGAAGGGCAUGAUCGCCACGCUGACCUGCUGCUUCAAGGAACCGCCUCCCGAGCUGCUGGAAUUGCCCGAGACCAAGAGCAUGACGGAGAACAACAUCACUAUCAGAACCAUCUGCCGCAGCCUCAGCCUCACCAUCAUAACCAUCUGCAGGAGCACGAGCAUCAUCAUCACAACCAUCUGCAGGAACACGAGCAUCACCAUCAUCCUAGAUGGUAGCGGAACUCGGGGUUUCAUGAGGGUUUUGUUAUUAAUGUACUCGUGUAAUCAGUGUGAAGUAGCUAGAAAUAAUUCCAGUAUUCAAUAA